This is a messenger RNA of Penicillium brasilianum, 2057 nucleotides long. NCBI's taxonomy places the organism in Eukaryota, Fungi, Ascomycota, Eurotiomycetes, Eurotiales, Aspergillaceae. The record is from the annotation of a GenBank genome assembly.
CAGCUCUUCCCUCCCCCAGGUCUCUCGCAGACCGGCGAUCAAAUCAAUUCACUGCUCAUAGUCAGCAACGGCCCUCGGACGGAGAUCUGCCCUCCGUGACUGAUUGUUAUCAAAUCAUUCCGCCGAUACUCGUUCCCUGCCCCGGAUUUCACUCGGGGCACGCACUCGUCGCGUGCUUUUACUUUAAGAGCUUGAGCUUGGAGCUUAGUCUUCCCCGGUUCCCCGACCACCACCCCUGCUCCUCUUGCGACACUAGCAAUCACUGCCUCCUCUUCUCCUCUUCCUGCCCCUCUUUCCAAUUCAACUUGUCCUCUUCUCUUCAUUUAUCCACCUCUCCCCACUUGUGACUAUCCUUCUUAAGUUCUUCAGUCCCUUCAGUCGUCUGAUUUCCACUUCCCCACAACCCUCCAAGGCCCUGGUCCUUGCCACCUCCCUCCCUUCCCAUUUACAACAACCGAGGAAGCUCUCUUCCUCUUCUCUUUACCUUCCUACGAUACUCUCAACUUAUCCUUGUUCCCCUCCUUCCCUGUAUUAAAUCCAUUCUAUCCUUCUCCUCGAUCGCACCUUCCACCAUGCUGGGUCCGCGCUUCAUCCGCUCGGCAACCGCCUCACUGGUGCGGCCCUUCAGCUCCUCCGUCGCGGUCUACCGCGCCCCUUCCAUCAGAGACCUCACGGCCGAUUCGACGGAAGAGUUCAGUCGUCGGCAGAAAGAAUUUCGCGAGAACCUCGAGGAGGCCCGCAAGAGAAAAGAACUGCAAGAGAGUCAGUCCGUCGCUGCUUCUGCUUCUGUCCCCUCAUCCUCAUCCUCUUCUUCCCGUGAGUCCGCUCCCACUGCUCCGCAUGUGAGCAAUGCGAGCACUUAUGACCGAGUUCAUUCUGCUUUUGAUGCAGCUGAGACUCUUGACCAUACGGCAUUGGGCUCACUCGCCAUGCACCGUUAUCUAGGAGAAGAACAAGCCGCGGAGUCUGCGUCCAAGCGCGGGCCUUUAUCCUCGCUGAUUUACGGCACCAAGGAAGGCCAACAUUUCGACAAGGACAUUGAACGGUCUUUCUCGCAGGUACUGGCUCGCGGCAAGUACGUCCAUUCGAUUGUGUUCCAUGAAGUCAAGCCCGACAAGGUCGACGAGUAUGUGGAGCUGGUGGGCCAGUGGUAUCCCCGCAUGGCGGGCACCGAGGAAAACCGGGUCAACCUAGUGGGCAGUUGGCGCACGCAAGUGGGCGACAACGACACCUUUGUUCACAUCUGGGAGUACCAGCGGUACGAAGGAUAUCAUGCCUCUUUGCACAACAUUGCUAGUCACCCCGAGUUCCCGGCGUUCGAUCGUAAGCUCAAGAGCUUGAUCAAGAGCAAGAAGACAUCGCUGAUGCAAGAGUUCUCGUUCUGGCCCACGACUCCACCUCGAAAGCUGGGUGGCUUGUUUGAGCUCCGAUCGUACACUCUGCACCCAGGCAACCUACUGGAAUGGGAGACGCACUGGCGUCGCGGUCUGCAUGCCCGUCGCGAGGUGAUGGAAGGAGUGGGCGCGUGGUUCGUGCAGAUUGGUGACCUGAAUACGGUCCACCACCUCUGGCAAUUUGCGAACCUGGAGGAGCGCAAGAUCCGCCGGGAGCAGUCGUGGGGUGUGGAAGGGUGGGCUGAAACGGUGCACAAGACGGUUCCCCUCAUCCAAAGCAUGCAGAGUCGAAUCCUAGUGCCGAUGCCCUGGAGCCCCGUCGGUUAAUGUUGGCCGACCCUGUGGGAACCACCAAAGCAUGGAAACGGUGGAAGAUUUUCCGUGGCCGCUUUCUUUCCCCACGUCUAUACUGUCUCUCUGCAGUAUUACGUCCUCUGUCUGGUUCUUUCUAUCAGGAUCUUUGGGGUUCUGCAGACCCCAGAUUCUUGCACGAUGGCCGCGGCCCUCCCGCGCAAACGUGCCCAGUUGUAUCGAGGAUGUUGAGAAGUCUGGCGAAGUUAUUCCCGCUGUAGGUCUAUAGUUCUGUAUCAUGUACCUAGGCAUGGGGCAUCAAUCCAAGCAUACAUUAUAUCCUCCAAAUUCGAGUCUUGAUCUUGCCGCUUU